AUGCCUAAGCCUGUAUUCCUUCGACGAUUUGCUAUGACAUUCCGACACUGUGUACGAGAGCACGCAUCAGUGGUAGAGGAGCCAAGUACUGAUUUGCUUGAAAAGGCUACCGUUCGUCCGUUUGUUCUUCUAAACUAUGUGGAUGAUAUUUUGAAGGAGAGGGAUCAUUUCGGUUUCAAGAAAAUGAUUACCAUAGAUGAUUUAUUCCAUGCACGAGUACACUAUGGCCAUAAAGUUGGAACAGUGAAUGACAGAAUGAAAUGGUCGUUAUUUGGCGAACGUUUAGGUAUUUGUAUUUUUGAUUUACAGAAAACGCGUGAAUGCUUGAUUACGGCAUUAAAUUUUGUUGCUCAUUUAGCAAUGCGUGGUGGAAUGUUCCUAUUCAUUACGACAGAAAGGAAUAAUAUGCUAAUGGUUGAGCGAAAAGCUCUAGAAAUAAAUGAGUUUGCGCACGUGCGUGGUUGGAAAGAGGAUACUUUACUUAAUGCGAAAGCAUUAUUUGGUGCACCUGUACGUUUGCCGGACACGAUCAUAUUCCUGUCUACAUUAACAUCGGUAUUAGAGACGCAUCCAGCAGUACGCGAAGCAGCAAAAAUGGUAAUUCCAACGAUUGGUAUCGUCGAUUCCAAUGCUGAUCCUACCAAUAUUACGUACCCGAUUCCCGGAAAUGAUGACUCAGUAUCCAGUGUACAGUAUUUUAUGGAUUGUUUCGUUAAAGCUGUCAAAGUGGGAAAAGAAGCACGACGGUCGUUACUUUCUAAUUAA
Messenger RNA from Brugia malayi, 765 nucleotides. RefSeq names its product 28S ribosomal protein S2, mitochondrial, putative (gene Bma-mrps-2). Gene Ontology annotation, molecular function: structural constituent of ribosome. Gene Ontology annotation, cellular component: mitochondrial small ribosomal subunit; ribosome. NCBI's taxonomy places the organism in Eukaryota, Metazoa, Nematoda, Chromadorea, Rhabditida, Onchocercidae. The record is from RefSeq and is a predicted model, not a curated record. The transcript is spliced from 5 exons. Gene Ontology annotation, biological process: translation. Bases 1 to 765 code for a protein of 254 amino acids.